This is a messenger RNA of Raphanus sativus (radish), 632 nucleotides long. Its product is annotated as 60S acidic ribosomal protein P1-2. The transcript has 3 exons. Gene Ontology annotation, molecular function: protein kinase activator activity; ribonucleoprotein complex binding; structural constituent of ribosome. The record is from RefSeq and is a predicted model, not a curated record. Gene Ontology annotation, cellular component: cytosolic large ribosomal subunit; ribosome. Gene Ontology annotation, biological process: cytoplasmic translation; translational elongation. The coding region runs from base 156 to 497 and encodes 113 amino acids. NCBI's taxonomy places the organism in Eukaryota, Viridiplantae, Streptophyta, Magnoliopsida, Brassicales, Brassicaceae.
GGGCCCAAUGGGCCUUAUAAGAAACCCUAAGCCUAGAAUUUCUGGAGGUGUUUAUUUAUAAAUCUCGAUUGAGAACACUGCGAACCCUAAUCUUGUCAUUUCCGCGGCGCCAUCUAAGAAAAUUACCGAGGGUUCCAAUCGCAGUCUGAGAGACAAUGUCGACAGUAGGAGAACUUGCUUGCAGCUACGCUGUUAUGAUCCUUGAGGACGAAGGCAUUGCCAUCACUUCUGACAAGAUUGCGACUUUGGUGAAAGCCGCUGGUGUAGAGAUCGAGUCAUACUGGCCAAUGCUAUUCGCCAAGAUGGCUGAGAAGCGUAACGUCACCGACCUCAUCAUGAAUGUCGGUGCUGGUGGCGGUGGAGGUGGUGCACCGGUUUCUGCCGCCGCACCUGCUGCUGCUGGAGCUGCCGCAGCAGCUGCCCCUGCCAAGGAAGAGAAGAAGGACGAGCCAGCAGAAGAGAGCGAUGGAGAUCUUGGAUUCGGCUUGUUCGAUUAGAGAGUCUCCUUUGUUUUAACUUUUUUUUACAAUGUGUUGUACUGCUUUAGUUGAUUUGAGAUUUUCAGUUUUGGCAUUUUCAGACAUUACUACUACAGUUUGGUCCAUUUGUUAUAUCAUCUAUUCAACUUCGAA